This is a messenger RNA of Knipowitschia caucasica, 282 nucleotides long. The record is from the annotation of a GenBank genome assembly. NCBI's taxonomy places the organism in Eukaryota, Metazoa, Chordata, Actinopteri, Gobiiformes, Gobiidae.
AUGUUGGAGACCCCUGGUGUAACGUAUAUCAUACUUCCCCAGUCUGCCGAGUCCUGCCCGAGUCCCAUCGACCCGCCCCCUGUCCCGCGCAGGCAGGCUCUGCUGCUAUCGACUGUCCCGCUCCUGCCCCGAGUGCCGCCACAGAAGCAGCCGCUACAGAUGCUGCUGCCGCUACAGAUGCUGCCGCUACAGAUGCUGCUGCCGCCACAGAAGCCCCCGCCACAGAAGCCCCCGUCACAGAUGCCACCACUACAGAAGCCCCCGCCACAGAAGCCACGGUGA